This is a messenger RNA of Haliotis rufescens (red abalone), 2142 nucleotides long. Its product is annotated as KRR1 small subunit processome component homolog. Bases 23 to 1096 code for a protein of 357 amino acids. The transcript is spliced from 11 exons. Lineage: Eukaryota; Metazoa; Mollusca; Gastropoda; Lepetellida; Haliotidae. The record is from RefSeq and is a predicted model, not a curated record. Gene Ontology annotation, molecular function: RNA binding. Gene Ontology annotation, cellular component: nucleolus; small-subunit processome.
ACUUCCGGUCACUUCCGGCAGCAUGGAGAGCGACGAAGAAACAUCAACAAGCGAAAGCCGUGGCAAAAUACGUGCGAAGGGGAAGAAGAAGAAGAGUGGUGAGGACUUGCUGGAGGUGCCUGAAGGAUGGAAAGAGCCCAAGUUCCAGCAGGAGGACAACCCACACGGUGUCCUGGCAGAGAGCUCCUUCGCAACUCUCUUUCCCAAGUACAGGGAGAAGUACAUCAGGGAGUGCUGGCCGCUGGUGAAGAAGACGCUGUCAAACUAUAACAUCAAGGCAGAGCUGGAUGUGGUUGAGGGAAGCAUGAGUGUCAGGACCACUCGCAAGAUGUGGGACCCCUUCAUGAUUGUCAAGGCCCGCGACCUCAUCAAACUCCUCUGUAGAAGUGUUCCGUAUGAACAGGCGCUCCGUGUUCUUGAGGAUGACACGUUCUGUGACAUUAUCAAGAUCUCAUCGUUUGUCCAGAACAAGGAGAGGUUUAUAAAGAGACGACAAAGACUUGUUGGCCCCGAUGGCUCCACACUAAAGGCUAUCGAGCUACUGACCAACUGCUAUGUCCUGGUGCAGGGAAACACUGUGUCCGCCCUGGGGCCACACAAGGGUCUAAGGGAGGUGAGAAAAAUUGUAGAGGACACAAUGAAAAACAUUCACCCAAUCUACAAUAUAAAGACACUAAUGAUAAAGAGAGAGCUUGCAAAAGAUCCAGCCCUUAAAAACGAGAGUUGGGACCGAUUCCUGCCAAAGUUCAAAAAGAAGAAUGUGAAGAGGAAGAAGCCGAAGAAAGUCCGGACAAAGGCAGAAUACACACCAUUCCCUCCUCCACAACCAGAGAGCAAGAUGGACAAGGAGCUGGCUAGCGGAGAGUAUUUCCUCAAGGAGGAUGAGAGGAAGAUGAAGAAGGCCAUGGAGAGGAAGAGGGCUAGUGCUCAGUCAGGCAAGGAGAGACAAAUAGCCAAGAGGGCCAAGGCAUUCAUUGCUCCAGAGGAGCCUGUCAGGAAGGUGGUCAAGAAGGACACACCGGACAAGUCAGCUGAUGUGGACAUUGCAGCACUCAAGAGGAAGAUAAAGAAAGCUCAGAAAAAGAAGAUAUCAUGAAAAAGGACUGGAAAGGAUUGUUGAUGAAGCAUGGUGAAAAGCACAACUGUGGCAAUGUUGUAACCCUCGUGUCUGAACAGUGAAGCGCUGUGAUUUGGUGACAUCACAACCAAUCUGGAUUCUGCAACAAUUGUCCCAAGUUUGAAUAGAGUGUAUAUAUGUAUAUUUCAUGAAAUCACUGCCUUUAAAUUCUUGGCAGUUACUUGCUGUGUUUUUACGACCUUUGUGGCUGGAGACUUCAGAAUGUCACAGGGAGACAAGUGGUGGUUUUGUGAAAAUAAGAGUAUCCAAGUAACUUGGAGUUAUCUCCCCUGUGCUGCCGCCAGAUGGCAGGAGUGAAGAUUUCAGGAGCAGCACUAAUGGUGUUCCAAUUAAUCCAUUUCAUCAACGUCUAGUCGUAUGUCCUCCAACAUUGAUUAGCCAUUUAGGAUGCAUUAACAUCGACCCUGUUUGGGGGGUUUAAUGAAAGGUUUGAAACACAACAUCUGGGUCGUCCUCCAUAUUGAGGGACGCUGGGGUAGCCCACUGGUUUGAACAUCCGAUGGUCAGGAGGAAGGUGGUGUUGGAUACAGUGGGUAAUCCCAUUUUUGGUGUCUCCCACUGUGUUUAAGAAACAUACGACUUUAUUGAUAACAAUUUCUUGUUUAUUGCAUUUACCAACUUCAAUAUAGAUUUGUUCACCAUUAUCAAGCUGGAGUGACUGCAACCAUAUAAGGAGAGGUCAAUUUUCAUGAUAUCAGUGUUCGAAAUAGAUAUUGGCCAGUAGGUCCGAGGGCGACAUAUUUGUUUUUGGGCUGAUACUUUUAAAUUUCAGCAGGCCCUUAUGGCCUGCAGUUUAUUAAAGUAAUUAUUGAUUAAUCAUUAUUUAAGUAAUGUGAUAAACAUAACUUUCAUAUUUAUAAUCAGUAGGAUUUGAUUUUUCAAAUGGUGUAUGACAUGUAGUUGCAAAAUGUUUGUAAGCUGAUAAUUUCCUGAUAAAUGUAGGCUUCGUCUAUCACAACAGUCUCUGGGAACUCAGUGUGAUGGCAGUAAAAGCUUCUGGUUGA